Messenger RNA from Ostertagia ostertagi, 612 nucleotides. The record is from the annotation of a GenBank genome assembly. NCBI's taxonomy places the organism in Eukaryota, Metazoa, Nematoda, Chromadorea, Rhabditida, Trichostrongylidae.
AUGUUUCCAAUGCUCAGAAUGUGCCACGCUACUCGUCGAUCUUAUCUAUUUUUCUCACGAUGGAAAGGACAACAAACCUGUAUGCCUUGGAUGUUUCCACUCCAAUGGUUCUUCAUCACUGACGUGCACGACUUGCAACGAGCGAUUUGGUUGGCACGACGCAUCAGCGGACGUGCUUCUGUUGCCUCAGGUUAUGCUCCAAAAUCUUCUUGUACGAUAGUACGUCUCCGUCAAGCAAGAACCAUUAUACUUGGGCCUCAAGACCUGUGCGUGGAGGAAGAGAAUUAUUUCGAGGAGGAUCGAAUAGCAACGUCUUCAUCACCGUCAAGGAAGAUCCCACACCCUAGUGUCGAGCAUCAUCGGCGAAAACAUCGUUCUGUGGAAGGACGAGCUGUUGGGACGCCCAUGAGAAUCCCAUCAUCUCCAAGAGCACCUCGUCCACCGCAGCGUGCUCCACCACCACCGCCUCCUCCAGCGGAGAACAUCUACGAGACGGUGCUGCCGUCCACGGCAUUGCGAAUCGAGAACCAUUUCGAGCACGACGCUGAGGGACGAUAUACCCGCACGCCAAGCAAGACAAGACGGCAAGAGGAGCAACACGGGUACAGGUGA